Molecule: messenger RNA, 627 nt
Organism: Geodia barretti
Lineage: Eukaryota; Metazoa; Porifera; Demospongiae; Tetractinellida; Geodiidae
Source: the annotation of a GenBank genome assembly
AUGGCGGCGCUGGCGACCCUGCUCAUGCUGCCGCCGGGGGUGGCCGUCGCCUGGCUGCUGGCGCGCCGGCGGUUUCCGGGCCGCUCGAUGCUCGAGACGCUGGUGUCGCUGCCGCUCGUCCUGCCGCCGGUGGCGACCGGGUUGAUCCUCCUCUGGGUGCUCGGGCGCCGCGGUCCGCUCGGACGGCUGCUGGCGCAGACCGGACUGGAGAUGCUGUUCACGUGGCGGGCGGUGGUCGUGGCCAUGGCGGUGAUGGGGUUGCCGUUGCUCGUGCGGGCCGCGCGCGCCGGAUUCGAGCAGGUCGACCGGCGCUAUGAGCAGGUCGCCGCCACGCUCGGGGCCAGUCCGUCGCGCGUCUUCAUCACGGUCAGCCUGCCGCUGGCGGGCCGCGGCGUGCUGGCGGGGGCGUUGCUGGGAUUCUCGCGCGCGCUGGGCGAGUUCGGCGCGACGAUCAUGGUGGCCGGUGCGCUGCCGGGCACCCGCACCAUCGCCAUCGCCAUUUUCGGCUACACGGAAACCGGCAACCAGGCGGCCGCGGUGACGAUGCUCUCGGUCUCGGCGGCCAUCGCGUUCGGCGCCCUGUUCCUGUCGAACCGGCUCACGAACCAUCCGGCCGGUGCGACGUGA